AUGUGUCGUGUGGGUGUAGGUUAUGACCGUGAGCCGCUUCAGGCGCUGAUACAGUUCAGACAGCAGCACAGGAAGACCAUCGACGGUCAGAAAAAUGAGCAAACGAGACACACAUCACUCCAUCCAUCCAUCCAUCUGUGUGUGAUGCGCUUACUUGUGCAGGUCGUUUGUGCGCCGCGACGUUUGUCCGGUCGGGUCAGAUUUUCACUGACUGCACGACGACGGCCACGCCCGAGUGGAACACAGGCAGAGAGUGGUGCUAUGUCGAGGCCCAAGUCCAGCAGCCUGGCCAGCAGCCAUGGUGAGUGAGCAUCCCAUCCAUCACAGCCACACCACACGCAUCAAAUCAGUGUGUGUGUCUCUGAUAAAUGAAUGUUUCAGGGCGUAUUGCGCGCCUCGCAUUGACUAUGACGCCGUCCGGUCGUUUGUGCGCGACGCCCUGACCACCAAGGCCGACCUCGCCCGCACACAGAUCAACAAACUCACCGACGAGACAGCAGGACUCCAGGUGCGCUGCGCUGUGACAUCACAUCCAGCACACACACGUAACUAACGAAACGACACACCCAUGUCUGUCUGUCUGUCUGUCUCCGUCAGGGUGAGUUGGACCGCUACGCCAGUCUGUGUGGUGCGUCCCACGAUGCGCUGCUGGGCCGCGUCGACCGGCUCGAGGGCGUCAUCGGCAAGAGCCGCCACUGCCUCAACGACAUCAGCCAGGCCGCCGCCAAGAUCGAUCCACUCGCCGAGGCCAUCGAGAGAGCCAAGGCGGACAUCGCUCGCAACGAGGAGACGCUUCUCAUGCAGCCAGACAACUGCGAAGGACUACCGGGCUAUGAAGGCAACACCACACACACACAAAUCAUCAGAUGGAUCGGUGAGUGAGUGUCUGUUUGUUGUGUGUCCCUUACCCACACACAGAGGACGGAUUGCCCGACGGCCUUCGCGCGGCCUACUAAAAUGGAGCGGCCUUCGACGGGCCGGCGGUCUACCGGGACGACCCCAACAUCGACUUCCAGUGGUUCGCCACACCGCCCGUCGAUGGCGUGGCCGCCGAGCACUUCUCUGUCAGAUGGGAUGGAUACGUCAAGGCGCCGCACACAGGCAACCAUCCACACAUCCACACACACAGAGGGGAGAGAGGGGAGAGAGGGGGGACGACACCACAUUCUGUCUGUCUGUCUGUCUGUGUGUGUUUUUAGGUUUCUACACGUUCUCUGUUCGUGCUGACUGCGGGGCGAGACUGUUUCUGAACGAGAAUGCCGUCUUGGUGGACCGCAUGCCCUCGCCGGAGAGCCGCGAGGAGGCCACGAGCGACGAGCCCAUCGACAUCCUCGCCGACCACCCCAUGGACGGCCCGCAGCUCACACGCACACCCUCAUCUCAGCACCUCGUCGGCGGCAAGAAGUACAAAAUCCGACUGGAGGCCUUCCACACACACCACCUACUGAGUGAGUGGGCUCUCCAGUGAUAAUGCGUCGGCGUGUGGCUGAGUGUGUGUCGUGUGUGCUGCUUCAGCUGAGCACACGGAGGAUUCGGUGGUCCGGCUGUGGUGGCAGAGCGAGACCGUCCCCGAGAGCAUCAUCCCGCCCUCCGCACUCUUCAAAUCAGACGCACAAACGGCACUCAAAAUCUCGGGGUGACCAAAGUGGAUGGAUGGAUGGACAACACACACACACACACACACAGCCACGGCGAAUGCUCUCUCUCUUAUGUGUGUGUGUGUGUAGUAUCGACUCGCGUCGGUUCGAGAUGACGUCUCUGCAGAACGGGGUCUCCGCCUUCGUGGGCGAGGCCUCGUUUGUCAUUUCCGACCUGCCCGACUCGCUCGUCCACAAGCGGAUGAUGCGCACCAGCAGACUGCCGGACCCGAGUGCCUUCAACGUCAGCGUGUCGACGGCCGCCCGCAUCUAUGUCGCCUUCCCCGCAGACAGACAGCUCCCACUCAAACCGUGCUCAACCAAACCGGUAAGUAUGUCAGACACACACACACACAGACAGCCAACAGGUGAGCAAGUGUCUGUGUGUGUGUGGCAAUGUCAGUUGGUCCGCGUGCAUCGUCACCCCGACCUGUUGACGGUCCUCAAGACACAGCCCGGCGCAAAGCGGUGAGUGAGUUGAGGUGCGGCACAUACAUAUCAUAUGAUGUAGACGAGUGUUUGUGUCGGUGUCAUGCAGGGCGUCGUCAUCGGCUCUGUACGGUGUGUAUUACUUUGGUGUGGUCGAGGGCGGCACUGUCUGCCUCAAACCGAUCACCGACCAGCAGACGAAGGACAACCCCACGCCCUUCUUCAUCGCAUUCGGUGCGAGAAAUGACUGACGGCCAACACACGACACACAAACAUAUAUCUGUGUGUCUGUGUGUGUGUGUGCAGAGCAGGGUGUGAGUGAGAAGGAGAAGCUCUGCGGCGGACCGACCGAAGUCCUCUCGCUACCGACAUGUCAGUACACCACAACACACACACACACACUCUCUCUCUCUCUGCCACAUCGCUCUCUGUCUCUGUGUGUGUGUCGAUCAGCCACUGCCUUUGCGAGCGCCUCGGCAUCCAGCGAGGUAUACACACACACGACACACACACACGACACACAGACCAUCACACAGACCAUCCAUCCAUCAAUGUGUGUGUGUGCCUGUCCAUGUCAGUUAUCUCCUGAGUUCGGUGCCCUCUCGGGUGUGUCUGGUGUCCACGAGGACGCGGCCUUUGGCGUCUGGCGCACCGCCGGGAAGGAGACCACUCACCCGUGGCUGUCGGUGCGCUUUAAGAGGCCCGUCACUGCCACAGCCAUCCGAUACACACCCACCAGCGGCCCACAGCAGCCGCACAAACUCAUCGUCGACUACCCAGGCCUCACCGACGUGCCGCCAGAGGUGCUGGCCGUCCCAUCAGCCGCCCACCCGACCACAACAACCGAGCUGCCCCUCGUCCACCCGGUGGUGUCGGCGGCCGUGAACAUCAGCCUCGUGUUGGACGCCCCGCAGACCAUCACGGGCGGCUCAUUCGACGUGCUCGGCACACAGUGCGUCGAGGAGGACGAGACCCACGAGGUCGUCAGGGUGUCGGCCAGGGAACCCGACAAGAAACCGACAACGGUAAGUGACCCCCACACACACAGAGAGAGUAUUGAUGAAUGUGUGUGUGGUGGUGUGGUGGUGUGUUUGUGUCAGUCUGUGUACAACGUGUCGGUGUCAUUCCAAUCGGCGAGCGUCGUCCCGCCGCGCUCAUACAAAAUGGACAACGGCGCCAAAGUGAGCGAAAGAGCCACACACAAUGACCAUCCACACACAUGGAUGGAUGGAUGGAUGUGUGUGUGUUAAUAGGCCUCGGUGGGUGCUGAGUAUGGGUGGGCUGAGCCGGCAGAGGACCGACUCGUCCAGUGCGGCGACAGCAUGACGAUGACGCGGCUGCCGCCGGGCAUUGCCUUCCCGCCCUCACCCGACAGUGUGCUGUGCUUCACGGGCCAAGAGGACUGCAACCCCAACUCGUGGCACGCCAACCUCACACACAAUGGUACGCACACACAGAACGACACACACGUUGAUCAAUGCAUCGAUCAAUCGUUGUGUGGCCCGCAACACGUGCAGGUGUGUAUGAGGUGGCCGUGCAGAUCGGCACACUCUGCAAGACAGACGACCGUCAGCCAGCCAGCCAGCCAGCCAGUCACCUCACGACACACGAGUCCACGUGUGUGUGUGUGUGUGCAGGGGAGCGUCAGUACGAUCUGCAGGUCAACGGCAAGCCGCUCGCCAGACACAUAAUCCUCAAGCCUGGCACCACCAAAUGGGUCAGCCAGCAAAGCAAGGAAUGCACCGCACACACACGUCAGCCAUUUGUGUGUGUGUGCAGCUAUCGACUCGUGUCGAGGUGCGUGACCACAAGUUGGUCCUGACGGCCGACUGCAUCGCCGCGGCGGGCGAGACGCCGGCAGAGGCCUGCAGACUCAGCCACACAACCAUACAAAAGGUAACCAAUCAGUGGACGGACGGACGGACGGAUGGAUGACACCACAUGAGUGUGUGAGUGUCUGUCUGUGUGUGCAAACAGGUCAAGGCGCGGUUGGUGUCGGAGGAAGAGGGACGGCACCAAGAGAGCACUAUGGCAGCUGUCGUCGCGUGAAUGAAUAAAUGGAUGGAUGAGUG
Molecule: messenger RNA, 4138 nt
Organism: Vitrella brassicaformis
Lineage: Eukaryota; Vitrellaceae
Source: the annotation of a GenBank genome assembly